Molecule: messenger RNA, 1332 nt
Organism: Oikopleura dioica
Lineage: Eukaryota; Metazoa; Chordata; Appendicularia; Copelata; Oikopleuridae
Source: the annotation of a GenBank genome assembly
AUGAAAAAGUCUCUCAUCAUUGCCGCUGGGACAGUUUCGUCGCGAGAAGUCAAGUCAAGCCACGUUAAUUCCAUUAACGACGUGCAUGGAAUGAUCGACAGAUAUGCUCCUCACGUAGCUUUUGGAAUGAACAACUACGGAUGCUCGGGAGACAACUACUUGGACGUUAAUAUGCCAGUCAAAGGACUGCCGGUGGACUCGGUUGACAACCUCAUUAUUUCUUGGAAAGAGUGUAUUCAUCUAGCUGCCCGUGCCGAGAAAGGACGAAAACCUCGUCAAAUCCAUCAACACAACGCUACGAGCCAUCACGAGCUCUUGUUUAUUGACCGGCCAAAAUACGAGUUCAAUGAAAGACAGCAUAGAUGCGUCUCAGGAAAAGAUUCCUUCGAACAGGAUGUAUGCCAGUGCGAUCUUGAGUUCGCCCAAAACUUGAGCGAAGAAGAAGUCGACGACGACAAGGUCGAUUAUCCCCCGAAAAAAUGCUCACAUGGCGGAUCCAUUGAGCCCAAGAAAAUCCGCUCCGCGCUGUUCGCUGACGAGCCGGCGGCAGCUAUAAAUCCGACCACUGAAAUGCUGUGUUACGGAGCCGACAACAUGAACAGAAACUACACUCAGAACUAUGCGAUGCAGCCUUAUGGCUAUUAUGGCGAUUACGGCCACUACACUUCCUCUGAUUCGACUGGUCUCACAGCUUCCACAAACUCAUCGGCUGAGCUGACACCAAGCGAUCCAUCGACAGAUCCUUCUUCCACCCCUGAACAAAUUCUCAGGGAUGUUGGAAGUCAGCUAUUUCCGAGUUCGAUGCCUAACCAAAUGGUCUCGCCGAUUGACGCACCUCUACCUCAUUCUUUACCGACAGUAGCUUGGGGAGACGCGCUUGUUACUCCAACUGAUGUAUCCGCUUUCACCCGAGUGCCGCCCUUUGAUUUGUACUCCACAGACCAUAACCACCGGCGACACCCUUACGACUGGAUGAAGCGAACUGGCGCACCUGAGACUCAGUCCGCGCCAAACCACGCGAGGACGCGAACAAAAGACAAGUACAGAGUCGUGUACUCUGAUACUCAGCGACUGGAGCUCGAGAAAGAAUUUGCAUUCAACAAAUACAUAACUAUACAGCGAAAAGGGGAACUGUCACAGCAACUCAAUCUUACAGAACGACAAGUAAAAAUCUGGUUCCAGAACAGGCGAGCAAAAGAGCGCAAAAUCUCGAAAAGAAAGGGAGACAACGAAGAUAGCGCUAGACCUGAGGGAGAAGACUUGGACGGCUCAAGCUCACCCACUUCCGCCGUUUCCGAAGUGCGCAACGCUCUCAAGUUUGAGCCGAUUUGA